CCAAGAACAAACAAAAGCCUAGGCUUCCCUCCGUGGUUGUCAUGGCAACUCCUGCGUACGUGGAAGAGCUGCAGCAGUCCUCCAGACCACAGGGGGCCAGUGUGACUACGGCCACGUCGAAUCAACAAACGGCUCCAAACCCCACUGCCACACCUCAAUUCUUGUCGGAGGUCCAGACGUCUCCGGGCGCAGCCCCUCAGAAGACAGUCCCUGCCUCACGGGCAAGCCAGAGUACCCCAGCUGCCAAUCAGAAGACAACUGUGUUGGCCACGCCCCCUCCAGUUACCAUGGCGCAAGCACAGUAUGUUACUGCGGAGAUCCAGAGCACAGCAACCCAGCCUAGCAACGGCCAGGGUACACCACAAUACAUUGUGGUGACAGUCACGGAAGGUUCUCUUCAUUCCAGUGACAGCGUAUCUGACUCCAGUCCCCCUCCGUCUGUGGCACAAACAGGUGUGCCCACCCAGGUGGUACAACAGGUACAAACUGCACAGCAGAGGUCAGUAGUACAGACCGCCACGAAGACCGCUCAGAGCAGCCAGCUGGGAGUCAACAACCUUCAGACAGUACACAUCACUCCAGAGAUCCAGCAGGUGCAGCAUGUGUACUCCAGUCAGGUGCAGUACGUGGAGGGAGAUGCCAACUACAACAACACUGCCAUUCGGUCAGGUAGCUACCCGUACACAGAAACCCCUAUCUACACCCAAACCACGCCCACGGGCACCGCCUACUUUGAAGCCACGCCCUCCUCGGGGUCCAAUCCUUCCACCCCGGUUACCUCGCCGACCGUUUCCGUGACAACCGGCUCCAUGUUCGUGUCCAACAGCAAUUCUGGCGGCGGCAGCGGGGUCGUUAGCGUGGCGACGGGAGCGUCUACGGCGACCUCGGGAGGCGGGGCUUAUGUGAUUCAGGGCGGGUACAUGCUGGGAGCGGGAAGCGGAGCAAGCGGUGGAAACCAGAACUAUUCACACAACACACGGGCUUCUCCAGCCACCGUGCAGUGGCUGUUGGAGAACUAUGAGACGGCAGAGGGUGUGAGUCUGCCUCGGUCCACCCUGUACUGUCACUACCUCCUUCACUGUCAGGAAGCCAAGAUAGAGCCAGUCAACGCCGCCUCGUUCGGCAAACUCAUCCGCUCUGUCUUCAUGGGCCUGAGGACCCGACGCCUGGGCACCAGAGGGAACUCUAAAUAUCAUUAUUAUGGCCUGAGGAUUAAAGCGUCCUCACCUCUGCACCGUCUAAUGGAGGACCAGCAGCACCUGGCUAUGAGACAACAGCCCUUCUCUCAGAAACAGAGGACAAAGCCGGUACAGAAGGUGGAGGGAAUGACCAAUGGGAUGGCUUUGGGGGCAGGGCAGCAGGGGGCGGGCCUGUCCGACAUCAGUGCCCAAGUUCAACAAUACCAACAGUUCCUGGACGCCACGCGGACUCUGCCCGAGUUUCCCGAGAUCGACUUCCAUGGAAAAGCUCUCCCGGACGGCAUUGUUCCAGAGCACAUCCGGGCAUUCCAGCAGCUGUACCGGGAACACUGCGAGGCAAUCCUGGACGUGAUGGUGAAUCUUCAGUUCACACUGGUGGAGACAUUAUGGAAGACUUUCUGGAGAUUCAGUGAGGGACAGGCCACCGACCCUGAGACACUCAGUGUUCAUGGUGAAUCAGAGAAGCGUCUGCCCAAGUCUUGCCUGGUUCUGUUGUGUAAGUAUGAGCCGGUUCUGCACUGGAGCCACAACUGUGACAAUACACUGUACCAGAGUCUAGUGGAGAUCCUCAUCCCAGACGUCCUGAGACCCAUACCCAGUGCCUUAACUCAAGCCAUCCGUAACUUUGCCAAGAGUCUGGAGAGCUGGCUCACCAAUGCCAUGAUGAAUAUCCCAGAGGAAAUGGUCCGCAUUAAGGUGACGUCUGCGGGGGCCUUUGCUCAAACCCUACGCAGGUACACCUCUCUGAACCAUCUGGCCCAAGCGGCCCGGGCCGUCUUGCAGAACUCCGCCCAGAUCAACCAGAUGCUCAGCGACCUCAACAGAGUCGACUUCAGCAACGUUCAGGAGCAGGCCUCGUGGGUGUGUGGCUGCGAGGACAGGGUGGUGCAGCGGUUGGAGCAGGACUUUAAGGUCACUCUUCAGCAGCAGAACUCUUUAGAACAGUGGGCUGCCUGGCUGGACGGAGUCGUCUCCCAGGUCCUAAAGCCCUACCAGUCCAGCCCUGCCUUCCCCAAAGCAGCCAAACUGUUCCUGCUCAAAUGGUCCUUCUACAGCUCCAUGGUGAUCAGGGAUCUGACCUUGCGCAGUGCGGCCAGUUUUGGGUCUUUCCACCUGAUCAGACUCCUGUAUGAUGAAUAUAUGUAUUACCUCAUCGAACACAGAGUCGCCCAGGCCAAAGGAGAAACACCUAUCGCUGUUAUGGGAGAGUUUGCCAGUCUGGGCAGGAGUCUCAACACACCAGACCCUGAUAAAGAUGAGGAAGAGGAGGAAGAGAGUGAUGAAGAUCAGGACCUGUCUCUGCCACCUGAUGCAGCAGUGCUGGGAGAUGAGUCUUUGGAGCCGCCAGCUAAACUGGCCAGAACUGACUCCAGAGCUCUGUUUAACAACAGCAAGAAUUAACACACACACACACACACACACACAC
This is a messenger RNA of Chanos chanos (milkfish), 2625 nucleotides long. RefSeq names its product regulatory factor X, 1b (influences HLA class II expression) (gene rfx1b). Gene Ontology annotation, molecular function: RNA polymerase II cis-regulatory region sequence-specific DNA binding; DNA-binding transcription factor activity, RNA polymerase II-specific. The transcript has 18 exons. Gene Ontology annotation, biological process: regulation of transcription by RNA polymerase II. NCBI's taxonomy places the organism in Eukaryota, Metazoa, Chordata, Actinopteri, Gonorynchiformes, Chanidae. The coding region runs from base 42 to 2600 and encodes 852 amino acids. Gene Ontology annotation, cellular component: nucleus. The record is from RefSeq and is a predicted model, not a curated record.